Pelobates fuscus (common spadefoot toad) is the source of this 1137-nucleotide messenger RNA. RefSeq names its product MAL-like protein. NCBI's taxonomy places the organism in Eukaryota, Metazoa, Chordata, Amphibia, Anura, Pelobatidae. Bases 100 to 591 code for a protein of 163 amino acids. Gene Ontology annotation, biological process: myelination. The record is from RefSeq and is a predicted model, not a curated record. Gene Ontology annotation, cellular component: membrane. The transcript has 4 exons. Gene Ontology annotation, molecular function: structural constituent of myelin sheath.
UUUUAAACUUUACAGAUUAGAGAAGUCACACAGAUAUAACCAGAGCAGGUGUUACACAGCGGCUGACUGGACUGGAAGAAAUAUUUGCUCCAAGGAAACAUGGCAUCCCAUGGUAUUCAGAUACCUGCCAGCACUGAAGUGUCUGAUAUUCCUUAUGGACUUUCUGUCUUUAGAACAUUCCCAUACGCUUUUAUUUUACCAGAACUGAUAUUCGGUUCAUGGGUUUGGAUCUUGGUUGCUGCUGUCAGAGUAAGUCAAGUCUUGAGCCAAGGAUGGGUUAUGUAUGUUGCAGUGUCUUCAUUUUUCUUCUCGUUGAUUCUUCUCAUGGUCUACGUGUUUGGAUUUCACAGAAACAACUGUGGCACCUGGAAAAUAGUGGAUGUUAUUUACCAUGGAAUUACAGCCAUUUUCUACCUAAGUGCCGCUGUCCUGCAAGCUAAUGCAACAAUAUGGUGCAAUAUCAAUAUCCCUGCUGGUUCUACACCUCAAUGCAGCGUAGUCAACUAUCAUCUGAAUGCUGCUGCUACGAUCUUUGCUUUUAUAACAACGCUACUUUACGUUCUGCACAACUUCCAAAAUUUUAUUCGAUGAGCAUAACAGGACAACACAAAAGAAGAAUAAAUCUAUCGAUUGGAUGGAAUAUGAAAUUUAUCUUACAGAGCACUUCUGGAAACCAUUGCUUACUGUGACAAGCUUUAAAGUUAUUUCCAUCGUUAUUAAUGAUUCCUAUAAAUUAAGUUAUUAUUUAUGUUGCUGAAACUUGUAAAAUGCUAACAGUCACCCAGAACAUACUAGAUGAUGCAAAGUAAAUGGAUUUAUAUUUUCUGAUAAGGGAUCCUGGACGGUUUUUGUCACAAAUUCUAACAGAAGUAUGAUUAUAUCUGCGUUGUAACAAAAUUAAAACAAGGAUUUUACUGUCUGUUUUCUCUUCUCCAAGACCAGAGGAAACCAGUCAACAAUGAAAUCCAGCCCAUAGACACUAUGCAUAUAUUAUAUUAACGAUACAAGAGAAGUAUUAUUAAAAACACUAUUUUCUUUCUUUGAGCACUUUUCACUGUAUUUUAUUCUGUGCUAAUAUUAUAUUUAUAUUUUUUUCAUACUUAAAUUGACUUUAACUAUACACUCUUCAGCUUGUAA